This is a messenger RNA of Rotaria sordida, 1308 nucleotides long. Lineage: Eukaryota; Metazoa; Rotifera; Eurotatoria; Philodinida; Philodinidae. The record is from the annotation of a GenBank genome assembly.
AUGGCUAAAAUAAUUUUUCUCUCAAUUUAUAUUGUGAUCAUAAAUUUUUGUAUAGUUUUAAGUGAUGAACAAUGUUUAUUAUCUGAUAAUAAUGAUCUAAUUGAUGAUUGUAAUUGUCGUAUAUCUGAUUUAAUUGAACUUAAUAAUCAACGUCUUUAUCCUUUAUUACAUAAAAUAGUAAAUAAAAAUUAUUUUCGAUUUUUUCCCGUUAAUUUAAGAAAAAAAUGUCUAUUUUGGUCCGACAAUAGUCAUUGUUCACGUCGAACAUGUGCAAUAAAACAAUGUCCAAUCGAAGAUUUACCUGAAUUAUUACGUGAUAAAAUUCUUCAUCCACCUGAAUCUUGUUUAGUAAAUCCUAAUAAUUCUUCACUUGGAUUAAUUAAUAAAAAUAUAAGUGAAGAACAUCAACAAACAAUUCAAAAUUGGAUUCAAUAUGAUGUACAAUCAGAAAAUUUUUGUGAUGUUGAUGAUGAAACAUCAACCGAUUUAGAAUAUAUUGAUUUAUCAAUUAAUCUUGAACGUUUUACUGGUUAUACAGGUCCAUCAACUCAACGAGUAUGGUCAGCAAUUUAUAAUGAAAAUUGUUUUUUUCUACCGGAUUCUAAAAUUUAUUAUGAUCUUAAACAAAAACGUUUAAAUGCACAUAAAAUGUGUGUUGAAGGACGAACAUUUUAUCGUCUUAUAUCCGGUCUUCAUACAAGUAUUACAGUACAUUUAUGUGCACAAUAUUUUUUUUCCAUAGUUGGGGGUGGUUAUACAGGUUCUGAUGGACGAUGGGGACCAAAUUUUGAUGAAUUUAAACGUCGUUUUGAUCCUGAAACAACAGGUGGUGAAGGUCCAAAAUGGUUAAAAAAUAUUUUUUUUAUUUAUUUAAUAGAAUUACGUGCGAUUUAUAAAGCACGAAGAUUUUUUAAAGGUCAAACAUUUUUUACAGGAAAUAAAACUGAUGAUUUACAUAUGAAAGAAUUAUUUACGAAACAAUUUAUAAAAGAAAUAAAACCAUAUGCAAAUUAUUUUAAUGAACAUAAUUUAUUUCAAAAUGGAAAUCGAUUAUUAAAAGCUGAAUUUAAAGAACAUUUUAGAAAUAUAAGUCAUAUUAUGGAUUGUGUUGGUUGUGAUAAAUGUAAACUAUGGGGAAAAUUACAAAUACAAGCAUUAGGUACGGCAUUGAAAAUUCUUUUUACGGAACAAACAAUACAAUUACAACGAUCUGAAAUUGUUGCACUUAUUAAUGGUUUUAAUCGAUUAUCAACAAGUAUAUAUCAUCUUGAACAUACAUUUAAAACAUGUAUUAAGAAAGAUACUUAG